UGACACUGCUUUGGACCAAUGAGAGCACACUGCUGCGAGUAGGCGGGAUUUCCUUGUGAAUUUAGCAUUGCGGCCUCUGCUGAAGGGCACCUGUCUUACUCUGUGUGCGCAGGGGUCGUGUGUGUUAGAGGACCAUUAACAAUCCACCAUGGGAGGACACGACGCCGGAACCCAACACCAGUUCACUGGGAUCGCCAAGUACUUCAAUGCGUACACAAUCACAGGAAGGAGGAAUUGUGUUUUGGCCACAUAUGCCAGCAUAGUAGGCAUCGUCCUUUUCUUCAAAUUGAAACCCAAGAAACAGGCUGCCGUCACAGCAAAGUGAUCAUGUGUCCAUUCUGACCGUCGUUUGACAACUGGAGUGGAGGAAGCAGCUGGACAUGCUUGUAAUAAAAUAUAAUUGUUUGGUUUCCCUAUGUUAACAAUAAAGAACAUGCCCCAAAAUA
Molecule: messenger RNA, 446 nt
Organism: Larimichthys crocea (large yellow croaker)
Lineage: Eukaryota; Metazoa; Chordata; Actinopteri; Sciaenidae
Gene: atp5mk
Product: ATP synthase membrane subunit k
Exons: 4
Coding region: 149-325 (58 amino acids)
Cellular component (GO): proton-transporting ATP synthase complex
Source: RefSeq, a predicted model, not a curated record